Molecule: messenger RNA, 2522 nt
Organism: Micropterus dolomieu (smallmouth bass)
Lineage: Eukaryota; Metazoa; Chordata; Actinopteri; Centrarchiformes; Centrarchidae
Gene: ppat
Product: phosphoribosyl pyrophosphate amidotransferase
Exons: 11
Coding region: 471-2003 (510 amino acids)
Biological process (GO): purine nucleobase biosynthetic process; purine nucleotide biosynthetic process
Molecular function (GO): amidophosphoribosyltransferase activity
Source: RefSeq, a predicted model, not a curated record
CAUUUGUCACCACCUGAUGUUUGCAAGACGACGAACUUUUUGGUGUUUAUCCACAAAACUACCUCCAUUUUCUCUCUGGCAAGAAGAUUGAUUUACCUAAACUUUAUCAAGAAAAACAACUGGCCGUUUGACCUUGUCGAUUCAUCUGAUUGAGAUUAGUUGUUGUCUUCUUUGCACAAUACCACGUGUUUUAUCAGGAUGUUUGAUUCCUGUGUCAAAGCUGUGCUCAUGUGAUAAUGUUUUUCUUGUCACAAAGGUGCCUUACUUUUCGUGAUUUCACUGCCACUUCAUCGAUGUCAGCUGAGUUUAUGUGUUAAGGAGCCACGUUGUGUGCUGUUAGUCGGCCCUGGCUGCACGUGUUUGGUGAAACUAUCAGAGCGCGCACGAGGCACGCGCGCACCUAUUGCUCGGGCAACCAGGCACGAGACCUCUAGUCAGGUUACCGGAGGACCGGGACAGACUGCGGAGAGAUGGAGUUUGAGGAGUCCGGUAUCGGGGAGGAGUGCGGGGUUUUCGGGUGUGUGGCUGCCGGAGAGUGGCCCACACAGCUGGAGGUGGCGCAGGUCUUGAGUCUGGGACUUGUGGCGUUGCAGCACAGGGGUCAGGAAAGUGCCGGGAUUGUCACAAGUAAUGGAGCCAGUCCGCCCACAUACACAGCCCACAAGGGAAUGGGAUUAGUGAACACUGCUUUCCCAGCCGAGGCUCUUCUGAAGCUGCGCUAUGGUAACCUCGGUAUUUGUCACACACGCUAUUCAACUACUGGGAACUCUGAGUUGCAGAACUGCCAGCCAUUUGUGGUGGAUACACUGCAUGGCAAGAUUGCUGUAGCACACAAUGGAGAGCUGGUUAAUGCUCAUGCCCUACGGAAAAAGGUAAUGCGCCAUGGUGUAGGCCUCUCCACCAGCUCAGACAGCGAGCUCAUCACCCAACUGCUGGCAUUUACUCCACCUAUGGAGGAGCUGGAUGCACCAGACUGGGUUGCCAGAAUAAAAAAUCUGAUGACUGAGACCCCUACAUCAUACUCAUUGUUGGUGAUGUUCAAAGAUGUUAUCUAUGCGGUGCGUGAUCCAUACGGAAAUCGUCCCCUCUGCAUAGGGCGGCUUGUUCCAAUCUCUAAACUGCACAGUUCAGGAGCUGGAGAGGAGGACACCGAGGGGUGGGUUGUGUCAUCAGAGUCCUGCAGUUUCCAGUCAAUUGGUGCCAGGUAUUACAGAGAGGUCUUACCAGGAGAGAUAGUCCAGAUAUCCAAGCACGGGGUCAAGUCUCUAAGUGUUGUCCCUCGCCCUGAGGGAGACCUCCCAGCCUUCUGCAUAUUUGAAUAUGUUUACUUUGCCAGACCAGACUCAAUUUUUGAAGGGCAGAUGGUCUAUACUGUCAGGCAGCGCUGUGGUCGGCAAUUAGCCAUCGAGGCUCCAACAGACGCAGACGUGGUCAGCACUGUGCCUGAGUCUGCAACUCCUGCUGCACUGGGCUACGCUCAGCAGUCUGGGCUGCCAUAUAUAGAGGUUCUGUGUAAGAACCGCUACGUUGGGAGAACAUUUAUUCAACCAAAUACCCGCUUGAGGCAGUUAGGAGUUGCCAAGAAGUUUGGAGCUUUGACAGACAACUUUGCUGGGAAACGAGUGGUGCUAGUUGAUGACUCCAUCGUCAGAGGCAACACCAUUGCCCCCAUUAUAAAACUGCUGAAGGAAGCUGGUGCAACUGAGGUCCAUAUCAGGGUAGCCUCUCCACCAAUCAGGUUCCCUUGCUACAUGGGGAUCAAUAUUCCAACCAAGGAGGAGCUCAUCGCCAACAAGCCAGAGUUUCAGAACAUUGCUAGAUACAUUGGUGCAGACAGUGUUCAGUAUCUGACUGUGGAGGGCCUGUUAUCAGCUGUCCAGGAGGGAAUCCCCUCCCUCCAGGACAAGGACAAGAUGAUCAGCUCCAGUAACAAGUCCAGCAAGAGAGUGGGUCACUGCACAGCCUGUCUGACUGGGAAAUAUCCAGUAGAGCUGGAGUGGUAACUGGUGUACCAACGCCAUGACCAAGCAGCAGAACUGUGGAUUUACCGCAAGCUCCCACAGCUGAUCCAUGUGAAUGAAAUAGACUGGAAAAGUGGUCGGGGUUCUAAAUACUACUAGGUGGGACACUAAGAGACCAAUUAAAUACACAAUGUAUGCUUUCUCUUCCGAGGGUCAUUAUGAAAGUCUGUUUACUAUAUCCUGAUACCACUAAAGUGGGAUUACAGGUGCACAUGUCUGACCACACAACACUCUACAUUUUUAUGGUAAAAGAAUUUUUUCACAAGUCUUAAUUUGUUUUAGUUUUUUUUUUUUCCCAUUCCAAGCCUUAACAGGAGCAUUAGAUAUUAACUAGUGACCAAAAAGUGAAACUGUCCUUAUUUUCCGUAUCAAGUUUACUUUUCUACUUUUACCCUAAAUCACUAUGCUCUUUUGUCUGGCUGUUGGAUAUAUUUUGGCUUUACUUUGAACAUUACAUGAAUAUAAUGUAGAAGUUAAAUAAUAAACUGCAAUGAGAACAUG